AAAAAACCCAUUAAUCCAAUUCGUCGAGAUAUCUCUACGCUACUCUCUCAACUAAAACCUCUGGGCGCCUAUCAUUCCCUCUCUUCCAAUCCCUCGGUUUCGUGCGAAUUUUUCCGAUUUCGUCGCCAAUCGAAACCCUAUAAAUUUCUCUCAUUCUCUCAAUAUCAUUUUUUUUCCUUUACUUCAAAUUCUUGCUCUUCGUUACUCCCAACACUUCCCUGAUGCAACUUGGUUUCUCCAACUAACCCAUCAUCCUCGAUCUAGAUUUCCACAAUUUUUUCAGACAGGACUUUGCUGCUAGUAAGUUUAUAAGAGAUAGACCUUAACUCGAACAUAUAUGAUCCAUUCGGAACUCCUUGGAUAUCACCCAACACAAUAAAACCCAGGAUGCCAAAAUAAUAUUACGGAAGUAUAGAUAAGUUUGUAAAUGGCGAGAGGUAGCAGAGGACGAAGAAUUGCUUUGGGGCAAUACAGGUCAAACCCAUACUCGUUGCUCUUUCGUUGUCAAGGGACCCCUGGGGAUUUGUACCCUAAAAAAUGUUCCAAAGCUUUGGAUAAGAAAGAUUGGGAAGAUGCAACGUGUACUAUUUGCAUGGAGUGCCCUCACAAUGCUGUUCUUCUUCUUUGUUCAUCCCAUGACAAGGGUUGCCGGCCCUACAUGUGUGGAACUAGCUUCCGAUACUCAAACUGCCUUGACCAGUACAAGAAGUUCUGCAAUAAAGUAGUCUCAUCCAAUCACGAAGAAGCCUUGUAUGGUUCUGAUCUGACACCAGGUUCCGGUUGGCCUAAUGAGAAGUGUGGAGUAACAAAACUUGCAUGUCCACUUUGCAGGGGUCAGGUGAAAGGAUGGACUGUGGUGGAACCUGCAAGGGAAUAUUUAAAUGCUAAAAAGAGAAGCUGCAUGCAGGAUGACUGUUCCUUUGUUGGGAAUUUUAAAGAACUAAGGAAACACAUGAGAGCAGAUCAUCCAUAUGCUAGGCCACGCAUAGUGGAUCCUGCUCUUGAACAGAAUUGGAGAAGGCUUGAAUGGGAGUGGGAGGAUGUGAUCAGCACAAUAAGGUUAACAAUCCCAGGGGCAAUGGUUUUGGGUGAUUAUGUAAUAGAAGAAGAUCAUAAUGGUUUUGAUAGAAAUGAAGAGGAUGGUCUCAAUGCAGAUGCUGCAGAAAGGAAUGGAAGUUUUGAGGUAGAUAGUAAUUUUGUGAAUUUCUUUCUGCUGCCUGCAUUAAGGUCAUUUGCUAAUGACCUUGGUAGAAGACCAAGGCAGCAUGCACAUGCAGAAGAUGAGACUGCUGUUGGUAUUCGCCACACCUCUCCUGUUGGGGGUCUGGGUUUCUCUGAUCAAGUUGAUGAAGAUUUUAGUAAUGAUGACGAUGAUGAUGGUGGCAAUAUUUCUUUGGUUAGCCGCCUACGCCGGGAUGGCAGACUUCUUUUGGGACGUUCGGGCAGAAGACGGAGACAAAGAGAAGCCAUUGGGGGUCAAAUAUAGAUCAAAGCAGUAUCCAUAGUGUUAGGAAAAAAUUAGAUAAAACACAUAAAGAUUAGACUUUGAAUUCGCAUUGAUUUACUUUAUCAUUCAUUUUAGGGGGCAUAUCAUAAGGCUGGCUGUGAAAGUGAAUGGUGGAAAAGACGGCUGUUUUCUUUUGUUGUUGUGUAGUCACUUGGAUGUAUUCCUAAUUCCUUUUCCUUUCCUCUAUUAGUUUAAUUUCUUAUGUUAACCAUCGACCCCCAAUGUAUAUAAACUUUUAUUGUUCGAGAGAAACCUCAGGCCUUUUCACAGGAUGGAACGCAGAGAAAUAAUGUAGAUUGAAAAGUCUUCAAAUGCUACAGAACCUUGACACUGCUUUUGCU
Durio zibethinus is the source of this 1848-nucleotide messenger RNA. The record is from RefSeq and is a predicted model, not a curated record. Lineage: Eukaryota; Viridiplantae; Streptophyta; Magnoliopsida; Malvales; Malvaceae.